Molecule: messenger RNA, 12274 nt
Organism: Chara braunii
Lineage: Eukaryota; Viridiplantae; Streptophyta; Charophyceae; Charales; Characeae
Source: the annotation of a GenBank genome assembly
GCUUUUGUAUUUUGGUUUUUUCCAUCUCGUGAUGUGGGAGAUAGAGAUAGGUGUCAUUAAUGCAUCCCUCGUUCUUUUUCUUUUUGAUAUCUCCUCCAGCGAAAGGUCGUAGGUGUCCUGAAGAUGCGGAUAAGAGGUACAACAACAGGUCAAAACUGUACCGCGACAAGCUGUGGGCUCUCGACUGGGUCGGAGUGCCCGGCGAGCCCGGGUGCGGUGCUGCUGUAUUCUUGACGGAGGACGAAGGGACAACCUGGUAUUGUUGUGGUGGCAUCAUCAGGUCUGAAGUUGACAAGGCCAUGGCGGACAAGGGUAAGGUCGACGACCGAGAUUUGAGGAAAUUCUUCCUCACUUCGGUGUACGAUGAGCAGGGUACGAACUGGGUCAAGACUGACCAYAAGGUCAGCCUUGAMAUUGCKCUGUUCAAGGGGUAUGGUCAGAAGGCAUUCGGUAUGAAAGCCUUCAGCAGCAAGCGGGACGGGAAUGCUUUGAGGAUGCUCUUACCCAUUGAAUUCCUCACCAAGACCAAUGGGUAUAGGAGAAGUGGUCAAUACCCGACGGUCUCCGCUGGUUACCAGCUCUUGUUGCCUCUUGAGUCGUUCGACGCUCCAGGAGAAAGUCUCGCAGGCUUGUCAGCAUGCUCUAGCGAUUGGCGGCAGGAUGUCUCGACUCCGCAACCAUCUGUGUCCGCGAAGGAGAAACUCAUUACUUACCAGAGGCGUCCGAGCGGUGGGUCAUCGGGAAACGUUCCGAAGAAGAAGGUGCUCGACAAACCACCUUUCAGUCUUCCGGGAAGCUCGCGUGUCGGUAGAAGCUCGCGCUCGCGGGACACCUCCCAACGUCGAAUGGACGAGGAGUCAAGCGAGAAGACGGAGGACGAUGAACGGAUUCGCCGAUUGCAAUCCCAGUCACUAGCCACGCGAAGGUUCACCCAGGGCGAGGGCUCUUGCGAUGUGAAUGCAGAGCGGGAGGAUAGUAGAGGUGACGAAGCCCGGGCGAGGGGCAAUGGAGAAGACGAUGAGAAUGAAGGAGAAUGUGGUGGUGGGCAGGACCACAUGGAUUGCGAAAAGGCAGCGGCAAGUGGCGGGGUGCUCGGUGGUAAUGUGGGUGGUUCGGAGAUGGAAGACCAGGAGAUGGAAGAUGAGGAAAUGGAAGACGAGGAAAUGAAAGACGAAGGACAAGAUGUCGAUGUUUCCGCGGAGCUUACUUCGAAGGGGAGGGGAAAAUGCACAGUGGAAUCGUCGCCGAAGAAGCCUGUGCGGCCGUCGAGGCACCCGAAAUCGGAUGACUCGAGCGACGAUGSUGAAGGGGUGGCCCCUCGUUUGCUCUCCAUCCCUGACGACGACGAACCGGAGACGAAGAAACCCAAAGCGGUGAACAUGACGCAGUGCUUCUUCCUCGAGUACGACGAGGACGGCAAAAAGAGAAAGGACCCGCCUAGGGUGGUCAUUGACGUCAUGCAGAUUCUUCCGAUUCCGGUGGGAGAGAUCACCUUCAACCAGCGAGCGCUGAACCCGGCCAUCGUCGCAGGCAUCGAAGCGGCAAUCGAAGCAUCAACUCGCCCACAGUCCGUGGAUGAUCCGGCUCCGUGGGAUCCACCGGAGUUGGUGAUGGCUCCGAUUAAUCCAUCAAAGGACGCGGACGAACAAGGAACCUGUGUCCUUCCAGAGGAUUUCGACCCCGAACGGGCAGAUGAGUUUUUCUAUUACCCGGUUGCCGGUCAACAUUCUUCCGAAGCUAUGAAAAGAGCGGUGGCGAAGAACUCUGCAGCGGUGGAGGUGUUCGGCUUUCGGAAUUAUGAUCGUGUACGGAUCAUUUAUUUUGACAAUGACCAUACAAACGGGUACCAUUAUGUUUCCACAUAUGACAACACGCGAGGUGACCGUGCUAUGUUGCCAUCGUUCCACCAAGCCUGCGUGGACAUCAGAGGAUUUUGGGACAGCAAGAAACGGAUCGGGUCUGUGGGGAACGUGUCCAAAGGGGAUCCCAAAGGCUUGGAGCACCAGAAAACAUGGAGGGAAUUUUUGAGUUCGUGCAUGGGGAAGUCGUGUGAGAAAGCAUUGUGGACCGAGUGUAUCUCUGGGAAGUGGCAGCAGGACUGGACGAAAAGAAUGAGGGGGUACAUGAAUGUCGCCAGUUGCAAGGACCCGGUAUGGACACUGGUUAAGGAGGUUUUUGAUAAGUAUGAGGCGGGGGAGUUGCCGCUGCACGACAACAAAUGCCCAAAGGACUUGCCCGGAAAGCAGGAAGGACGGGUGCCGGGCCAAUACACUGAAGAGGUGCAGGGGAAGAAGGAGCUGUUCCAUUGCAUAGCGGCUAAGGACGGGGGACCAAACGCUACCGUGUUCUUCAAAGAUCUCAUUGCAUCAAACUUCAAAUAUUUUGGAAAUAUGACGAGGCCAGAGAAGGAAAUUGCAUCGCGGUUGAUGAUAGAUAAGAAGGUCAUCGCCACUACCCGACUGGUUCCUCUAGGGAAGUUGAACAUGAGCAACCUCCUCGACAUCAUGCAGCGGGAAAGAUACAUGAUGCAUCUGUUCAACUACAUCGUCUUCAAAUCGGAAAACAAAAAGGGGAAAAAAUCGAAGGACGGGAACUUCAUCGACUACGAAGGGUUGGAGAAAAGGUUCGGUGUGAAGGCAGCCGAAUGGAAUGAGGAGAGGGAUAAAAUCCCUUUGGAAUAUGUCAGGAGGGUUCCUAAAAGACUCGGCGGAGAGCAAGAGGAAAAAGGCCUAAAAGGAGCUGGCUUGAAGGCCACCGAGCGUUAGUUGCGGCGGUUGAAGAACGCUGCCCUUAAUCUUWGCUGGGAGAAGAAACAGCGACGGUCGACAUUGCUACCGGUCAACAUGCAACCGAAGGAGUUGCUGCCUGCAGGCGACGAAAUUGUGACUACGGUCACGAACUUGAAUUGCAAGGCGGCCAUCUUGGAUCUCGCCAACCCGAAAAACUGCCUUGUAUGGACGCCAUCCGAUUUCGAUGCUCUGCGCAAAAUGAUGACGAAAUUGUGCGGUAAUAAUUGGAUUCUGAUUGUAUUUGCUCUGCAAAAACAGCACAAGGCCGUCAUGAAGCAACUUUACAACUGGGAUGAUGCAGAGGUGCUACUCGGGACUUGGAAGCGUUAUCUCGCAUUCGGAACGGCUGUCAGCAAGUAUGGAAACUGGCAAGUCGAUUAUAAGGACACGAUGGCGGUCGUCCUGCAUGCUGAGGGGGGCGAGCUCAGGAAGGAAGAAGAAGUUCGUACGAAAUCGACGGGUGCGAGCAGUCCAACGCGUGACGUGACCGACAGGGCGAGUUCCAUUGAACACAUGCAAACGGAUUCGCUUACGCCAAUUCAAGCACUUGAGAAUGUACUGAUUCAUGACAAUCGUCAAGGGUUCCGGAAAAAGGUUCAAUCUCGAGGAAACCCGGUCAACGAAAUGCGGUCAGACGAUGACGAGGAUGACUUUGCGGUUCCAAAUGCCCUCCCGAAGCUGAUGCCCGGUGAUGAUAUCCCUUAUAGCAUUGCGCAGGCCAGUGAACAGCCGUACUUCAUUCCAGACAAGGUGCUAGAAACGACGUCUGACAAGUGGGGGCAUCACAUUUUGUGGCAUAUGGACCUAUUCGAGCCAUGCAUUGUACAGGGGAAGUGGAUGAUGGCAGUCCAUCUAACAAAAGGAUGGAAAGUCAGAGCCAGACUGGAUGAAGCCUCGUGGCUGAAAUUGGCGAAGAGCGAAAUCGUAUUUCGUGUUAGGAAAGAAAACGACGGAGCGGACGAAGCAACUAUUGAGGAAAAGGCUCGAUUGCUAUUCGAAUGUCUUCACUCCAAAAACCGACUGGAAUAUAAACACGGAUUCUAUGACUUGGAGUCAAGUCGGUCAUACAAGAGCAUCAACUGGAAGAUCGAUCUUCCCCAAGCAAGCCAUGGCGUUGAGACAAUCCGGUUGGGAUGCUCACAGAUUGGGGGGGAGUCGAACACGCGGUUUGCAACGAGUGUUGGGGAAGCGAUGAGUCAGACAACCAGCAAGAUAAUGGAGGCAACCGAGGUUCCACGGAAUGUCGACAAAGUGUCAUCGAACGUUACAUUGUACGGACCUCCUCUAAUAACCGAGCAGCUUGCUACUCGCGAGGACGUUGUGUCCUCUCUUCUGGACUUGAGCAUGCUCCACGCUCGUCAGGUGCGACUCACCCUCCAUGUCGCUGUACUGCGUCGCCUUCUUGCCAUCCUCUUUGACCCUGAUCGCACCCUCCCGAUCAUCUCAGUACAACUCGGGACCACCACGAGGGUGUACUCAGCGCUGUGGGAUUCCGGUUCUCAGGGCGACUUCAUUCACCCACGCGUGGUGAAGGAAGCCCGCUUACCCACGACAGGGUCUCCGACUCCCAUCUCCGUUACCCUAGGGGAUGACAAGACCCAACGCUUCUUCGAUCAGACGGUCAUCGACCUCCCCUUCUUCCUCACUCUCGAGUCGACUGAUCGUUCCCCGGCGUCUCGUCGCCACCGCUCCUCUGCACAUUUCGAUGUGAUGGAGACGGGGUAUGACUUCAUUCUCGGCACUCCGUGGUCUCGUCGGUUCCGCAGCACCGAGGCCGAUUGGGCAACCAACACUCUCGUUAUUAAAACGAAGUGUGGACAGACGUAUCGCGUACCUUUCAUAGGUACCACGACGAUACCACGCCCCGAUCCUCCUCCCCCGGAGCYKUCASUGCCCACACCAUCYCCCUCUAUCACUGUCACCUCGCCUCGGCAGUUCGCUCACUUCAUUCGACAGGACGACGUCACCUUCUUUAUGGCGGACGUGACGGAUCUCUUACACUAUGAUCCACCCUGUCCCGACCCCGAGCUCAUCCCUCUGGAGUCAGAUCCUCCCUCUAUCUCCAUGGCUCCCAUCUCUACUUCCGUCUCUCCGCCGUCCGUCGAGUCCACCCCGCCGUCGGGCGCUGACGCUGACGUUGAGGAACUCGCACGAUAUACGGCUGACCUGGAGCCCGCAGUUCAUGACCUCAUCCGAGAGUACCAAGACGUUUUCCCAUCGUCGUUCUCGUAUGCCGGCAUCCCACCGAUGCGUGACGUCGAGCACUCCAUUCAGUUUGUGCCUGACUAUCGUGUUCACCACCAGGCACCCUACAAACUCUCGAUUCCCGAGGCCACCGAACUCAAGCGUCAUCUUGAGGAGCUCCUGAGACUGGGUUUCAUUAAACCCAGCAACUCCCCGUGGGGUGCACUCGUCCUCUUUGCUCGCAAAGCGGAUGGAACUCUCUGUCUCUGCAUCAACUAUCGCGGUCUCAACUGCUACACGGAAGAAGGCGUGUUGUAUGAUGGGAAGGUGGGAGUGAUCUUCGCGAUCGCGGAUAGUCGAACUAGGCAGAAGUAUCGACUAGAUAAUAUCCAGAUGAAUAAGAUCAUCGAUGUGGGCGACAGUGAGACUGGGCAGGUGCAAGAAGACGAACAGAAGAACUCAUGUGCCUGGGAGAUACCGAAGUUGUGGAAAUUGUGUACGUUGUUCACCGACCUACGGAGGGAGUCGACUGGCGUUGAUGGGCUUAUUGAGGAGGUGUUACGGCUUAUUGUUCUCCGUCUCUCUUUGGAAGGAAAAACAGCGUCUGGCUCCGCCCCCGAAAAAUGGUACAGCAAGUCUAAGCUCUACCACGAUAAACCAUGGGCUCUUGAUUGGGUGGGUGACCUUCAUAUGCCGGGUUGCGGAGCCGUUGUCUUUUUUAGCGAUGACAAUGGCCUGAGUUGGUACUGCUGCGGAGGGGUGGAGAAAUCGGAAGCGGGGAGGUUUACCUACGACGGCAGGAAGUUCAGGACCUUCUUCCUUACGUCUGUCUAUGACAGAGAGGGGAUAAACUUGGUCAAGGAAGACAAGAAGGUGUCUCUUGACCAUCGACUCUUCCAAGGAUACGGGAUCAAGGCUUUGUCGAUGAAAGCGUUUGACGUGCGCGGGAACGGAACGGAGUUCCAAAUGAUGGAUCCGGAAAAGUUUCUUUCCAAAACCAAUGGCUACCGCGUGACUGGUUCCCUACCUGUCGUCGACAGCGCUUUCAUGCUCAACAGACCUUUGGUCCAAUUCAACAGCCCGACGGACCAACUCGCAGCAUUCGUUAUGCAAUACAGGGAAGAGUUCGCGAGGCUGCCUGCUGCCCAGCAAGUUGACCAUAUUUUCGUGCCGAUUGACGCCCCGUCUUCGUCGGCUGCAAGGCCCAAACGGCUCCAGGAUCAGCUGCCCAGAGCGGGUGGAAAGAGGACGCAAUUCGCGACUGCCCCGUCUUCGUCGGCUGCGGUUGUCCAGGCUCUGCCCGCUCCGGUUCGGCCCUCGGAUCGGAAAGGUCGCGAUGCGGCCGAGCAGUCUAGCAAGGCCACAGACUACGACGACGGAGCUGUGCGCUAUGGGGCUGGUCCCCGACAUCAUUCCCGGAGAGGUGCGGGUGCCUUCGAUGACGACGAAUGCGAGGGCCAAGAUGGGGAGGGCGGUGGUUGGCGUGGGGUGGGCGGUGGUGAGGAGGGGGAGGGCGGUGGUGAGGAGGGGGAGGGCGUGUUGAGGGGGACGACGGUAACGAAGGAGAUGCUGAAGUGGAUCGACAACAACAGGAUCGAGGCACCCAAAGCUAAGGUCAGCAAGAAGGAUGUCGUCGCCGUUGCGCAUUACAAAACGUGGCAGAACUUCCUGAGGGCCUGCAUGAGGAAGGCGUGCGACAAGGCAUUCGUGAAACAGGCACUCGACAACGAAUACAACAAGGAUUGGAGUAACAAACUUUGGGGAUACCUAAGCCUUGCCACGUCCACCCGCACGGUUUGGCCGCUGGUGGAGAAGUUCUUCGCGAUGUUCGAGGAGGGUAAGCUGCCAAUCGGCGACGGGUUAGAGACUAAUCCCUAUAGUCAGGAGCAGCAAGAAAAGAUGGCCGCCUUAGUCAGAGAGAACAGGGAGAGGAAAGAGCGUGAGAAGCAAGCGAAGCUAAAGGAUAUCGCAGACGAACAGGCGGCAAAGAUGAAGAGAUUGGAGGAGGAGAUGAAGAAAGUACAACAAGAGGAGGAAGAAAGAAGAAAAUUUGCUGAAGCAGAAGCGGCAUCAGAAGAAGAGAAAGAGAGGAUGAGGAUUGAGAGUGGAGAAGGGAGUAUUGGUGGCAUGAUGACGAGGGAGACAGAUACUGAGAUGGAGAAGAGGAUCAGCGAGUGGGUCGCUAAUUUAUCGUUGGGAGAAGACGAGGAGGCGGAGUCCUAUGUGACUAAGGAUGAGAAGGCUGCGCUGACCGCUGAGCUAGCAGCCAUGACAGACCCGAUGGAACGAAGAGAGAGGGAAGACGAGCAAAAGUUAGCAUGGAAGUUGAGAAUGAAGAGGGAGAAGAAGAGGAGGAGAGAGGAAGUGAAUACGAUGACCGCAGCAGUGGCAAAGGUGCAGGAGUGUAGACCGGAGGUGCUGGCCCAACCADACGAUAAGGCCAAGUGGGACAAAGUACUGGGGUACCUGGAGGUGUUGAGCAAGGCCUGGAUGGAGGAGCGCCAGGCAAGCUGGAGCCAGGAUGUGGCGUUGAGUGCCAUGCGGUCAGGGUUUAGGAAUUUUGCGCGCGAAAUCGCCGGCAUGACUUACGAUGUAUUGAGUAGAGAAUUCAUCCUGUAUGAGUCGAAGUCUAUGCCAGUUACCACUUUCUGGCAUAAGGACCUGGAGAAGGGGAAGAAGUGGAAAGAUCGUACCAUCUCGGGCCAAAUCAAGGCCAAGGAUCACUUGAUCCUGACAUUAGAGGAGGGUGGUAUAGAAGAGGUCCCAUAUGAUCAGAUUGAGUGGGGCCUAGGGGAGGAGUACAAUUGUGUAGGGCAGGGGAAGUCUUACGCUGCUGUCGCGGCCGGAGGGAGGCCGCAAGGUAGAGGAGGAGUCCAGGGCCAAAGGGGUCAGGCCAUGGGAAGCCGAGGACCGGGCCCACAGGCGGUUGGCGGACAGGGAAACCGCCAAGCGGGAGGUCCGCUGCCUGCGACAACCGCUUUUCUCCCCUGGAGAAUCCGGUCGAAGCCCAGUCCAGAGCACAACCCAUGUUGCGGAGCGGAUUGGUUUGCCCGUUCGUCCUGCAUGGCCGACACAAAGAGUCGAGAUAGUGAUGCCGUCGUACCUCGAUUUCGGAGGGUCGAAGGAGCAGGGGCAGGAGUACCUGGGGGAGGAAUAAGAGUGGAGGCGGGAGGGACCAUGGUGGGGGCCGGAGGAGGUGGAGGAGGAGGGGCCCGUGAGGAGGUGGCAAGAGGUGGUUGGACCUCGUGUCGGAAUCGCAUCGGCCAUGUGCGAGGUGAUGUUCUUAUGAACUUGCAUGAGAUUGCUCCGUCCUCUUCGCAACACGUCGAUUCUUGGUUUGCAUUAAAUACAAGCAGGCGGAGGCCGGCGGAGGCAGGCGGAGGCAGGCGCAGGCAGGUGGAGGCAGGCGCAGGCAGGCGGAGGCAGGCCGACGCAGGCGGAUGUAUGAGGAGGCCGGCGGAGGCCGGCGGAGGCCGGCGGAGGCAGGCGCACGCAGGCGGAGGCAAGCGGAGGCAGGCGCUGGCAGGCCGACGCAGGCGGAUGUAUGAGGAGGCCAGCGGAGGCGGGCGGAGGCAGGCGCAGGCAGGCGCACGCAGGCGGAGGCAGGCGGAGGCAGGCGCUGGCAGAUCGACGCAGGCAGGUGCACGCAGGCGGAGGCGGGCGGAUGGACGUGGGGGUAGGCGCAGGGUUGGUGGAUGGAUGCAGGGUGGCAUAGGACAGUCGCGAAUGACGCGUCUGUUCUGGGCAAGGGCCGACCGUAAAGUAAGCCUUGAUUACAAUCUGUUCAAGGGGUAUGGCGGUGAUGACGAUGGAUGGCAAGAGCGGUCGGCUGAUGUGGGGGUCGACGACGCAACAGGAAAGCGGUCGGAGGCCAGUGUGCAGAAAAGGAAGCGACAAUCUUCAACAAGUCCAACGGCGGCGGCGGAUAAGCGCGCUGCGAAGAAACUCAUUGUCGCUACAUCUCGACAGGCGCUCAAAGCUUCUCAAGAGGCGGUCGCUGAAAGCAUGGUGGAUGAGGGUGACUCUGGAGAGGAUACCGAAGGGGUUCCUCCAAGAGAUAUGUCGGAACACACACAACCUUCUGCCGACACCCGUGAUGAAGCUAUGGACAAACCACGGUGCUUCUUCUUGGAGUUCAAUGAAGAUGGGUUUGCAAAGAAGAAAAGGGAACACAUUGAAGUGGACGUCACAAAGAUCUUGCCAAUCCCUGAAGGUGACAUCCUCUUCAACCAUAGAACGUUGGACGAAACGUUAAUGCAGUCCAUAUAUGAUGCGAUCCAUCAUGCGGCCAAGGAAACCAACGGGAAGUGGGAUUUCAUGAAUUUAAUCCUGGCUCCCAUUGUGCCCAACAGGGACGGGUCUCAAGGCAGACGGAUCACACCGGAGCAAUUCGACGUCGAACUGGCUCAUACAUACAACUGGUAUGCCAUCGCUGGCCAGCACACGGCUGAGGCAAUGAAUAGACUCAUUAAAGACAAGUCACCGACCGAGAAAGUGUAUGGCUUGAGGUCAUACUCUCACGUACGUGUUGUCUACUUUGACGAUGACAGAAAGAGAGGAUAUCCGUACGUCCCGACGUUGGUCAACACGAGGGAGGAGCGUUCGAUCCUGAGAUCGUUUUCAUCAUCUGUGCGCCAAAUUAGAACAUUUUGGGAUAAGAGAAAUGGCCGGAUCCGUCUGCUAGGGACCGUGUCCCCGAAUGACGUCGAGGGAAUGAAACGGAAAAAGAAACGGGAAGAAUUCAUGAGCGCCGCCUGCAAAAUGACACCUGAUUCCGGUCUCAUGAACUCGUCCCUGGAGAACGACUAUUGCAAGGACUGGACGAACAAGAUGCGCAGAUACAUGAAUCUUGCGCAAUGCGGCGAAACAGUAUGGCCACUAGUAGAGAAAUUCUUCGACAUGUACGAGAAGGGGCUAUUGCCGCGAGUCGACGGUGUGAGAUACAUCAACCUGUCGGGGAAAGUGGAAGGGAGACUGCCUGGGCAAUACUUCCUUAAGGACAACUCUGGUAAAAAAGUCUUGUUCCUCUGCAUCAAGGCCAGGAAGGGGCCAUCAGGCGCAACGGUGUCUAUACCUGACUUGACGCCGACAAUCUUCAAGCUGUUCGGCGAUAUGACAGCGAGAGAGAAGCAAGUGGCGCUUCACCAGAUGAUGCGUGGUGAUGUCAUCGUGACAUCACAUUCAGUACCUCGUGGUAGAUGCAACAUGGCGGACCUGGUUAAAUAUACUCGGCGUGAAAGAUAUAUGGUCCGUAUGUUCAACUACAUAUUGUUCAAGGCCGAGGGGAGGUCAAAAGAAGAGUGGAGCGCUGAGUUUUUCAUCGGUUAUACGACCAUCUUGGAGAGGUACAGCAAAAACGGCCUGACGGACGAGAAAUGGACCGAGGAACGCGACCUCAUCCCUGACGACAAGGCGAGGAAGGUGUCGAGGCAUUUGGGCGGUCCUGAUGAGAUUAAUUGUGAGAACGGUGCGGGACUGGAGGCAACCCAAGGCAUGUACAAGAUUACCACGAUCCUGCCAUUUGAAAUCGAACCGAAGGGAGUGCUCACCGACAACGAGGAGGUUGUUGGUACGGCGAGGGGGAUGAAGAUACGGGCAACCAUUCUUGAUAUGUCAACAUCACCGAAAUGUGUUCCGUGGGAUGAUGACGCCUUUUCCAAACUGUACGCUUUCCUCAUGACAUGCUGUGGCGAAAACUGGGCCUUGAUCAUUUUCGCGCCGAUGAAACACCAGAAACAGGUGAUGCAGAGUGUGUACAUCUGGGAUGAUGUUGAGGUGCUUACAGGGUCAUGGUACAGACACUAUACACCUUCGACAACCUUGAACAAGUACGACAACAUUGCAGUUCGGUACACUGACAUGAUGGCUAUUGUCCUCCACGCCGAGAACGACAAUUUGGACAAUAUAACGGUUACGCCGAAAUCGCGAGCCGAGUUGACAAAUUUGAACGUUGAAGAGGGUGAAUUUGUGAGGUGCUCAGGGGAGUGUAUCGGCGUGGAGGGUGACACCGACGCGGUUUAUUCUUGGAUGGAACGAGAGUCAGCACGUCUUCGAAAACUGUGCAGCUCGUUCAUCAGGGAGGACGAUGACGCGAUGCUGUUGGGCAGGGCGCAUGCGGGACUGAUUUGGGAACUCGCACGCGCCAGACACCACGUGUUUGCGUGUGACGACACGACAAAAGAGCUCACAUACCUUUCCAAGUUUUUGGAGUUUUAUGUGAAGGAUCCGAGAAACAAAUGCAGGUUCGAAAAACCCCAAGUCGAGCACCGCAAGGACCGGGACAUUUACUAUAAUCUCGGCAGGAAGAGGGAGAAAGUGUGGGCUUACUUGUUCGGUGACGCUCCACGGUCGGCGGUUGAUAACGAAUACGUCAUCAGAAAAAGUGAACUCGAGAUAGCAAUGAACCAAUACCACGGAUCGCACAUGGGUGUUUUCCACAUAUUCGUCGCACGUUGUGAGCAUCUGUAUUUCAAUAUGAAGAAAAUAGCACUGUCAUGCAAGGAUUAUGCGGACUUGGUACGUAAAGCGGGGAACUUCAACAACAUCGAUUGUGACGAAGAUACGUCAGACUCUGACCUGGACGCUCCGUCGCGUGCGACACGACGUUCGGCGCAGGGAGCACGUGCCGAGGAGCCGCAAGGGAUCACCAACGCAGAAGCGGAGAAGGAGAGGUCGAGUUUGGGAGCGACACAUGCGAGUGAGGGAGACGUGGAACAGAGAAUGAAUGCAAGGGGAGAAAAUAAUGGUGUACCAACGAACCCGGUGGGUGCGAGUGAGGGAAUUGUUAACUCACGGGGCAACACAGGGGGAGGAGAGAAUGGGUGUGAAAUGACCCCGCCGACAGCUGGACCAUCAUCGACACAUGCACCGCAGGCCGAGCAGCAACUCACGUCGAUGGACACAGAUAAAGAUGAAGACAUGGAUAUGACAGCAGUCAUGUCGAAGCUCGUGCCAAGAAAACCGUUACCUCAAGGCUUUGCUCAAGACCCUUCAGUGCCAUACUUGUUGCAAGACAAGUACAAGGAGUCAUCGGAGAAGGACUGGGGUCAUCAUAUUCUCUUGCAUGAGGGCGUGUUCGAACCGUGCGUGUUUGCGGGCAAGUGGCAAAUGGUUGUGAAGACAAGAGACCGCAGGUGAGUCGCGAAGGAAAGAAAGGACGCUGCGAUAUGGCACAGUGUGACGGAGACACAACGUUUUUGGCGGGUUGCACAAGAAAAUGUCGGUGCAACCGAGGUGGUUGUAACGGCAAAGGCGAAAGCUUUGUUUGAGCAACUGCGUGCGAACAAAUAACUAGAAUUCAG